ACUGUUUGGGGAGAUUGCUCCUUUACUUCCCCAAAUCACUUCGGAUUUUGGAAACCAGUAGAGAGAAGAAAGAGGUAUAGCAAGAGCUCCAGAGAAGUCGAGGAAGAGAGAGAGACGGGGUCAGAGAGCGCGCGCGGGCGAGCGAGCAACGACAGGGACAGGGGCAAAGUGAGUGACCUGCUUUUGGGGGUGACCGCCAGAGCGCGGCGCGAGCCCUCCCCCUCGGGAUCCCGCAUCGGACCAGCAGCGCUGACGGACAGACAGACAGACACCGCCCCCCGCCCCAGCUCCCACCUCCUCCCCGGCCGGCGGCCGAGGGUGGACGCGGCGGCGAGCCGCGGGCAAGAGCCGGAGCCCGCGCCUGGAGGCGGGGUGGAGGGGGUCGGGGCUCGCGGCGUUGCAGUGAAACUUUUCGUCCAACUUCUGGGUUGUUCCCGCUCCGGAGGAGCCGUGGUCCGCGCCGGGGCAGCCGAGCCGAGCGGAACCGGGAGAAGUGCUAGCUCGGGCCGGGAGGAGCCGCAGUCCGAAGAGGGGGAGGAGGAAGAAGAGAAGGAAGAGGAGAGGGGGCCGCGGUGGCGACUCGGCGCUCGGAAGCCGGGCUCAUGGACGGGUGAGGCGGCUGUGUGCGCAGACAGUGCUCCAGCCGCGCGCGCGCCCCAGGCCCUGGCCCGGGCCUCCGCUCGGGGAGGAAGAGGAGACCGCCUAGGCGCCGAAGAGAGCGGGCCGCCCCGCAGCCCGAGCCGGAGAGGGAGCGCGAGCCGCGCCGGCUCCGGCCGGGCCUCCGAAACCAUGAACUUUCUGCUCUCUUGGGUGCAUUGGAGCCUUGCCUUGCUGCUCUACCUCCACCAUGCCAAGUGGUCCCAGGCUGCACCCAUGGCAGAAGGAGAGCACAAACCCCACGAAGUGGUGAAGUUCAUGGACGUGUACCAGCGCAGCUACUGCCGUCCCAUUGAGACCCUGGUGGACAUCUUCCAGGAGUAUCCUGACGAGAUUGAGUACAUCUUCAAGCCAUCCUGCGUGCCCCUGAUGCGGUGUGGGGGCUGUUGUAAUGACGAGGGCCUGGAGUGCGUGCCCACCGAGGAGUUCAACAUCACCAUGCAGAUUAUGCGGAUCAAACCUCAUCAAGGCCAGCACAUAGGGGAGAUGAGCUUCCUACAGCACAGCAAAUGUGAAUGCAGACCAAAGAAAGAUAGAGCAAGGCAAGAAAAAAAAUCAAUUCGAGGAAAGGGAAAGGGGCAAAAAAGAAAGCGCAAGAAAGCCCGGUAUAAACCCUGGAGCGUUCCCUGUGGGCCUUGCUCAGAGCGGAGAAAGCAUUUGUUUGUACAAGAUCCGCAGACGUGUAAAUGUUCCUGCAAAAACACAGACUCGCGUUGCAAGGCGAGGCAGCUUGAGUUAAACGAACGUACUUGCAGAUGUGACAAGCCCAGGCGGUGAGCCGGGCUGGAAGAAGGAGCCUCCCUCAGGGUUUCGGGAACCAGACCUCUCACCAGGAAAGCCUGAUUCAGAACGCUACAGAAACCACACCGCCGCCACCACCACCACACCAACCAUCGCCAUCACCAGAACAAUCCUUAAUCCAGAAACCUGAAAUGAAGGAAGAGGAGACUCUGCGCAGAGCACUUUGGGUCCGGAGGGCGCGACCCCGGCAGAAGCAUUCCCGGGCAGGUGACCAAGCACGGUCCCUCUUGGAAUUGGAUCGCCAUUUUAUUUUUCUUGCUGCUAAAUCACCGAGCCCGGAAGAUUAGAGAGUUUUAUUUCUGGGAUUCCUGUAGACACACGCACCCACAUA
Molecule: messenger RNA, 1789 nt
Organism: Callorhinus ursinus (northern fur seal)
Lineage: Eukaryota; Metazoa; Chordata; Mammalia; Carnivora; Otariidae
Gene: VEGFA
Product: vascular endothelial growth factor A
Biological process (GO): positive regulation of angiogenesis; positive regulation of endothelial cell proliferation; positive regulation of protein phosphorylation
Cellular component (GO): membrane
Molecular function (GO): chemoattractant activity; growth factor activity; vascular endothelial growth factor receptor binding
Source: RefSeq, a predicted model, not a curated record